AUGUUGUCUCGAUGCGUUUACUCUUGUCGAUAAAUAACAUCCUUUUGUUUUUGUUUGAGUAAGUCAGCGAUAACUAAUUCGAUUCAUUUACAAAUCACAUGAUAAACGUUUAUAUAUACAUAGUGUUAAGCAAUGUUUUCAACAGAGCCAGACCUUAAAAUACUGGUUUACACUGAAUUUGAAUAUAAUAAAGUGUGGUAAUUUUGUUUUAAUAAAGAUGUGUGGAAAAGAGAUAGCUCACUUUCAUCCAUUUGAUGUGUUGACUCAUGUUGGACCGCGUCUUAUUCCCUUCUUCAAAACAGUGGUUAUAUAUUUUGUUGCUUGGUUGCCUGCUGAAACUCCUUCCUUAUUUGCAGCUGCGCUGAAGUGCUUACCAAUAUGCUGUUUAAUGGGAUUUGUUAUCAGUCAAGGACUCAGUUUGCAAAAAGAACAUUUUUAUAGGCAAAGAAUAUUUAUUGGCCUGCUAUUUUCUUGUUUUGGUGAUGCUUUAUUAAUAUGGGGUGAAACAUAUUUUCUCCAAGCCAUGGGAGCAUUUGCUAUUGCACAUUUAGCUUAUAUAAGUGCAUUUGGAUUUUCCUCUUAUCGUUGGUUAAAAGGUAUACCGUUUUUCGGAAUGGUUUUAAUUUCUCUGUAUCUAUUUUAUCCUCGACUACAAGGUUUAUUACUGCCCUGUGUCUGUGUUUAUGUUUGGUUAAUUUGCUCAAUGGGUUGGCGUGCAUUUGCAGCUAUUGAUAUUCUUGGUAAUGUAUGGUCAUGGACAAGUCUUUGUGGAGUGCUUGGUGCUACUUUUUUUAUGCUUUCAGAUUUUAUAAUUGGAUUUGACAAGUUUGUAGCGCCUGUUCCCAUAUCCAGAUUAUUAAUAAUGUCAUCAUACUAUAUUGCACAAUUGUUCAUGGCAAUGUCUGCUGUUAACAAAACAAAUAUAAGAAUCAGAAUGAAGAAGAAUAAUUAAAGUUUUUUAUAAAUUAUAUGUCUCUAUAAUAAUUAUUAUUAAACAAUUUUCUGUAAAGUAAUAAAAGGAUUCGUCUGACCAUUUGCUAAUUUAUUGUUUAUUUUGAAAUGUGAUAUUUGCAGACAAACUAUUUUUUAAUGUAUGUUAAUUAGAAGUAUUUAAAAUAUAAUUUUAU
Hydra vulgaris (swiftwater hydra) is the source of this 1127-nucleotide messenger RNA. RefSeq names its product lysoplasmalogenase TMEM86A. The record is from RefSeq and is a predicted model, not a curated record. Lineage: Eukaryota; Metazoa; Cnidaria; Hydrozoa; Anthoathecata; Hydridae. Gene Ontology annotation, molecular function: hydrolase activity. Gene Ontology annotation, cellular component: membrane.